AUGGAUGAUAAAUUAUUUUUUAAAGUAUUUAGGAAUAUUUAUUUGCAAAAAGAGAUAUUUAAACAUUUAGAAUAUUAUAGGUUGGUUUUUUUAUUUAGUUCAACAUCAAGAUUUAAAUUUAAUGCCAUUACAAUUAGUAAUUAUGAAUAUAGAGAAUAUUUAUCAAGUAUUCAUAUAGAUAAAAAGAGUAAUAAUAUUGGAAUAAACCCAUUGACAGCGUUGGAAGAUAUUAACCAUUCAACAGGUUGUUUUAUGAAACCAUUACCAGUAAGUGUAUCGAACAAUAUCAUACAACCAGGACAAAUACCAGAAUCGGUUGAAAAGUUAACAGUUCAUUCAACUGAUAUUAUUUGUGUUGGUUCAUUCUCUCAAGUAAUUUCAAACACAUCACCUGAUAAAAACUAUAAUUGUAAUAUUAAAUCAAUAAAUUUCACAAUUCAAUGUAUAUUCCCAAAUGGUAUAAUCUAUGGACUAAUUCCAGAAUCUGUCAAAAACUUAGAGAUUCAUAGUAAAAUAAUAAAUCAAAAACCAAUAUUCAUACCAAACUCUGUGGAGAAAUUAUCAUUCUAUUGGUUCAAUCAACCGAUUUUACCCUCACAAAUACCAGAUUCUGUAAAACAUUUAUCAUUAGGUGUUAUAUUUAAUCAAAACCUAUCAAUUGAUACUUUUGGUGACAAUUCAUUAUUGGAAUCAAUAGAGUUUGGUUAUGAUUUUAAUAAACCAAUUCAGUUUGGUGUUUUAUCUAAAUUAAAAAAUUUAAAAACUAUUAAAUUUGGUAUAUCUUUCAAUCAACCAAUUAUACCAUUUUCAAUACCAGAACAAGUAACUUCAAUCAUUUUUAGAGGAGAAUAUAUUAUUCCUUUUCCUCCAAAUUCAAUACCAAAAUCUGUAAAACUUAUUCAUAAUCAAGCAUCAUUACAAUUAUCAUCAAAAUAA
Molecule: messenger RNA, 936 nt
Organism: Dictyostelium discoideum AX4
Lineage: Eukaryota; Evosea; Eumycetozoa; Dictyosteliales; Dictyosteliaceae
Exons: 1
Coding region: 1-936 (311 amino acids)
Source: RefSeq, a predicted model, not a curated record